Trichosurus vulpecula (common brushtail) is the source of this 504-nucleotide messenger RNA. Its product is annotated as myelin P2 protein-like. Lineage: Eukaryota; Metazoa; Chordata; Mammalia; Diprotodontia; Phalangeridae. The record is from RefSeq and is a predicted model, not a curated record. Gene Ontology annotation, biological process: fatty acid transport; membrane organization. Gene Ontology annotation, cellular component: myelin sheath; nucleus; cytosol. Gene Ontology annotation, molecular function: fatty acid binding.
AUGCCAUUGAAACUGCGGCAAUUCACGCCAACCUGCCUCUCACAGAGAUCUGUGACUGACUUUCUUUUGCUAGGUCACCAUUUAGUGCCCAGGACAUCCAGCAUCAUGUCUAAUAGAUUUGUGGGCACCUGGAAACUGGUCUCCAGUGAAAACUUUGAGGAUUACAUGAAAGCUCUAGGGGUGGGGUUAGCCACCAGAAAACUGGGAAAUUUGGCCAAACCCACUGUGAUCAUCAGCAUAAAGGGUGAUAUUAUAACCAUCCGGACUGAGAGUGCCUUUAAAAAUACAGAAAUCUCUUUUAAGCUGGGCCAUGAAUUCGAAGAAACCACGGCUGAUAACAGGAAAACAAAGACUACUAUAACCUUAGACAGAGGAGCACUGAAUCAAGUCCAGAAAUGGGAUGGCAAAGAGACUACAAUAAAGAGAAAGUUGGUGGAUGGAAAAAUGGUGGUGGAAUGCAAGAUGAAAGGGGUUGUUUGCACUAGAGUCUAUGAGAAAGUGUGA